Molecule: messenger RNA, 1476 nt
Organism: Phycomyces blakesleeanus NRRL 1555(-)
Lineage: Eukaryota; Fungi; Mucoromycota; Mucoromycetes; Mucorales; Phycomycetaceae
Exons: 7
Coding region: 1-1476 (491 amino acids)
Source: RefSeq, a predicted model, not a curated record
AUGGCCGCUAUCAGAUUCAAAGAAGUUAUAAGCUCUUUUAUAUUAAACCGCCUUGAGAAUCAUCCAAGCGUCAGUCUAGAUGACUUUGUGAAGGAAAACAAAGAUUUUAUCAUUCAAAACACAAAUCUGGGUGAUAACAUAGAGGUGAUAUGGACCAAAAGAUUUGGAACUACAGCAAAAGAGUUGAAAGUUAAAUUGACGAGAUCGACUGUCAAUUGGGGUUCGCUUGCCCUUGAGUAUUUAACCAAAUGCAAACAAAGCAGAGAUACAGUAUCCGAUUGUUCUACUUCUGAGGCAUCAUCUUAUUCUUAUUCUUCGUCAUUAUCGUUGUCAUCAUCAGCAGCAGCUUCAGCUUAUAUCAGUUCCAGAGAUUACAAACUGUCCAUCGAUGAUAAAGAGAAUAUCAAAAAGAUGUAUAACAGCCUAAAUACAGAAAAGAUGUGGAAGCUGAGUAGUGGAACAAUCGUUGAAAAGAUUAUGGAGAAAGUAGCACUCGCUUGCGAAUACGAGCAUCCGGCCCACUCACUAAUUCUCGACCCACAAGAAGCAUCAUGGUCUGAGCACUUUACGGUUGAAGAACUAAAAGAAAUAGCGGCACACAAGGCGCCAAAGUUUCAAGACUUCCCGAAAGAAAUGGAAGAAUAUAUCAAAUCCUACAAAACGUUGUAUGAUAUUGAAGAGCUCUGGGACCACAAUCAGGCGCAUACAUUCCACCCAAAGAAGCAAGCAGACCUGUACUGGUUGCAUCAAUCGAUAAUAAAUACAUUAGAGCUAUAUUUUUACAACUUGCUGGAUAAAGGACCCGAGAAUUCCGAAAGUGAUUUAAUUCAUAGAGUAUGGCGACCUAUCUACUCAUGUUUCAAUUGUACCUCAAUAAGUGUAAACAGCGGUGAGGUGAUGAGUAGUGCGUCAUCAAGAAGGAAGAAUGCCAACCGGGUUCUUCCUACAAUUACUCCAAUAGAGCGAAAGAAGCUUGGAACUCGAGUGGAUCUCUUGUUCCGCACCACGGUGGUUGAGCUGGGAACCGCCGAGUUCAAAAGGAACGAAGAUGAAGGCAGCCAAUGCCUGAGAGAAAUAGGACUAAAGUGCCCUAAAGCAAUGAAAGAUAUGAUGGUAGCUUUGUUGGAGACCGCACCCACAGAGCUUGGAAAUAUAUCUACCCAUGGAUUCCAAGUGUCAGGUUUAUUAAUGAACCAGUUGACCCUGACAAUCCCAGAAGGAUACGUGUGUAGAGUAUCGCGCCUCUCACAGCCACUACGAUAUCCAGAUAGUCCAAAACAGUUUUUCCGAUACUUGUAUCCAAUCCUCAAAGUUAUCUGGAAUGUCAAGUUGAGAAUGGCUGCCACUCUGGAGAGAGUGAAUGAGGAGCAAGGCGAAGUUCCUUUAUCCUAUGAUUACCAACCGCAAACCUCUGAAAUGACUAUUCCUUCAUGUUUUAGCCCUAAUCCCACCAAGAAAAGAAAAUUCAAUAAAUAA